Micropterus dolomieu (smallmouth bass) is the source of this 987-nucleotide messenger RNA. Its product is annotated as ermin-like. The record is from RefSeq and is a predicted model, not a curated record. The coding region runs from base 1 to 987 and encodes 328 amino acids. Lineage: Eukaryota; Metazoa; Chordata; Actinopteri; Centrarchiformes; Centrarchidae. Gene Ontology annotation, biological process: regulation of cell shape; actin filament organization. The transcript is spliced from 2 exons. Gene Ontology annotation, molecular function: actin filament binding.
AUGGAGACGGAGACGAGCACAAAGCCUCCAAAGGCCUCGAGGCUCACAGCAGAAGAUGAUGCACUAGCAUCCCAGGUACUGGAGAUCAUUGGAGGGAUAACUCUUCAGGCACUCCAGUCCAUGGAGGAACCUGAAGAAAGAGAUGGAUGGUCAAUGGAGGAGGGAGAUGACUCCGUGUUCUACAGUGAUGAGGACCAAGCUCAUCAGGACAUAAAAGCAAACACAUCUUGUGAUUUUGGUGCCAGUGUGUGGGAGCAUCUCGUCAACAGCGUGGCGGCUGAUGAACCAAUCCCACAGAGGGGGGACGAUCCGGGAGAAGAAUCCAUUACUGACAGAGAAAAGUCAGAGAUGGCAAAGGAAGUGACUCGGCAUGUCGUUGUGACUGAAGAAGAGGACCGCCAAGAGCUCCAGAUGCCGAAAACUGAACCUAUGGAUCAGUCCAAUCCUGCAAAUCCAGUAGCACCGUCUAAUCUAACUCCAGAGAAGUCAGUGAGCACCUGCGGAGAAUCUAUGCAACUAAACUGCACAAUGGCAGACAUGCAAACACAGCCUGAGCAAAAUAUAUCAGCAGAAAAAACCAAUCCACCAGUUGAGGAGGAAGAAGCGGUGCUAGAUGCACAGACAUUAAUCCUUGAAUCCUUUGAUGUAACUAAUGAGGAGAGUAACACAAGGCUGCACAGUGAGGCAGAAGUCCCAGAGCAGAUUUCUUGUGCCGACCUCCAGGUAUCACGUGACAGGCAGCUUCAGAUGGAGCAGGAGCCAGAGCAGGAGCGCCACCUUCACAUCGCUGUGGGGUUUGAUCAAAACCCCGGCACAGGCUACUCCACUCUGCCUCUGCCAGAAAAAUCUGGUCACGGCGACGGCCACCAGAAAUCCUACGACCACCUCACUUCCUCCAAAUACAGCACCGUGUCCUACCGCAAGAUCCGCAGAGGCAACACCCGCCAGAAGAUAGAGGAGUUUGAGUACAUGCUAAUGAAUUUGUAG